Messenger RNA from Capsella rubella, 1738 nucleotides. Its product is annotated as glycine-rich cell wall structural protein-like. Lineage: Eukaryota; Viridiplantae; Streptophyta; Magnoliopsida; Brassicales; Brassicaceae. The record is from RefSeq and is a predicted model, not a curated record. The transcript is spliced from 4 exons. Bases 1 to 1590 code for a protein of 529 amino acids.
AUGGGGAAGUUCAUAAGAAAGGCUUGGGUAGUGGGGUGUGUGAUGGUGUUACUGAUGUCGACUCAAGUUUUGGGAAGAUUAUAUGAUACAGAUAGUCAUGGCGGUGGCAAAAACCGACAUAAGAAGCAUGGAGGAGGCAGUCAUGGUGCUGGAGCUGGUGGUGGUGCCGGUGGAGGUGGAAGUGUUGGGGUUGGUAUAGGAGCAGGAGGUGGUGCUAGCGGUGGCAUUGGAGUCGGUGGUGGAAUUGGUGGAGGAGGAGGUAUAGGCGGUAGUGGAAGUGGUAGUGCUGGAGGCCAUGGCGGUAAACAUGGUGGUAAAGGCCAUGGUAGUGGACAUGGGGGUGGUAGUGUUGGGGGAGGAGUUGGUGUUGGUGGCGGAACUGGUGGUGGUGUUGGAGGAGGAGUAGGUGGCGGUAGUGGUGGAGCUGGAGGUGGUGUAGGUGCAGGAGGUAGUGUAGGCGGUGGAGGUAGUGUAGGCGGUGGAGGUAGUGCCGGUGGUGCAGUUGGAAGUGGUGCUGGUGGUGCUGUUGGAGGUGGUGUCGGAGGAGGUGUAGGCGGAGGUGGUGGUGGUGUUGUUGGUGGAGGAGGUCGUGGUAGUGGUGGAGCUCGCAGUGGUGUAGGUGCGGGAGGUAAAGUAGGCGGUGGUGGUGUAGUUGGAGGUGGUGCUCAAGGUGCUGUUGGAGGUGGUGUUGGUGGUACUGUUGGAGGUGGUGUUGGCGGUGGAGGUGGUGUUGGUGGCGCUGUCGGAGGUGGAGGUGGUGUGGGUGGUGCAGUUGGAGGUGGUGCUGGUGGUGCAAUUGGUGCUGGAGGUGGUGCUAGAGGAGGGGCCGGUGGCGCUGUCGGAGGUGGAGGUAAUGCCGGUGGUGUAGUUGGAGGUGGUGCCGGUGGUGCAAUUGGAGGUGGUGUCGGUGGUGCAGGUGGUGCUGGUGGUGCAAUUGGAGGUGGUGCCAGAGGAGGGGCCGGUGGCGCUGUCAGAGGUGGUGGAAGUGCUGGUGGUGCAGUUGGAGGUGGUGUUAGAGGAGGGGCUGGUGGCGCUGUCGGAGGUGGAGGUAGUGUUGGUGGUGCAGUUGGAGGUGGUGUCGGUGGUGUAAUUGGAGGUGGUGUCAGAGGUGGUGCUGGUGGUGUAGUUGGAGGUGGUGCCAGAGGAGGAGCCAGUGGUGCUGUCGGAGGUGGAGGUAGUGCCGGUGGUGCUGUCGGAGGUGGAGGUAGUGCUGGUGGUGCAAUCGGAGGUGGUGCCGGUGGUGCAAUUGGAGGUGGAGCUGGUGGCGCUGUUGGAGGUGGAGGUGCUGUCGGAGGUGGAGGUAAUGCCGGCGGUGGUCUCGGUGGUGUAGUAGGAGGUGGUGCUGGUGGUGUUAUUGGAGGUGGUGCAGGAGGAGGUAUCGGUGGAGCUAUUGGAGGUGGUCUUGGAGGCAGUGGAGGAGGAGGACUUGGUGGUGGUCUUGGAGGCGGUGGAGGUUUAGGAGGUGGUGUUGGCGGCGGGGCAAAUGUUGGUGUAGGAGUUGGAGCUGGUGGUGGUGCAAGUGGAGGUGUUGGAGCUGGAGGCGGUGCAGGAGGAGGAGUUGGCGGUGGCGUUGGAAACCGACGACACUAAAUCAAAAACGGCAGUGACCGUUAACACUUUAGCAUUGCAUGCAUGUUACGUUGUCUCUUUGUAAUAUGCAUAUAUGCACUCUCGUUGUUAUCUUAUUAUCCUUGUACCACUGUAUAAUAAUAAUAAUGAAUAAAUUACUCUUUACUAA